This is a messenger RNA of Monosiga brevicollis MX1, 2307 nucleotides long. RefSeq lists its product as uncharacterized. The record is from RefSeq and is a predicted model, not a curated record. Gene Ontology annotation, molecular function: protein tyrosine phosphatase activity; protein binding. Gene Ontology annotation, biological process: protein dephosphorylation. NCBI's taxonomy places the organism in Eukaryota, Choanoflagellata, Craspedida, Salpingoecidae. The transcript is spliced from 16 exons. The coding region runs from base 1 to 2307 and encodes 768 amino acids.
AUGGACAAGCACCUGGCUCCCUUUGAUCCAGCGUCGUACACACGCCUGGAUCUCCAGCAACCAUCGCUGGAUGCCAUUCCGCCUUAUGCGCGGGGCCGCGUCUACAACCGCUACAAUGACAUUCUCCCCUCGCCCGCCUCGCGCGUCAUCCUGCCCGAGGAACGUGGCGAUCCCGCCACGACCUACAUCAACGCCAAUUAUCUCCCCUUUCUCGGUAACCCAAAGGCCUACAUUGCCGCCAUGGGCCCCCUCCCCACCACCAUUCACAGCUUUCUGCGCAUGGUGAUCGAGCACAAGACCGUCGCCAUGGUAUGCCCCCGCAGUCCGCCCCCACAGUCCGUCUCCGCCAUCCACUGCCCGCCAAACAUGCGUCGGCUUCCCUGUCUCACCAUGUUCACUCGACAGGUCAUGACCACAAACUUUGAAGAAAAAGGUCGCAAAAAGUGUGAAUGUUAUUGGCCAGAGCUCCCGCAAGAUACCAUGGAGUUUGGCGACAUCAAGGUCUUCAACGAGGGUCAACAGCAAGAGCAGUUCUUCCGCAUCACCCGCUUGCGGCUGGAGCGGGGUGGCACGAUCCAUCGCGUUACGCACUUCUUUUACAACACAUGGCCCGAUCGCGGUGUGCCACGAAGUGAUGAUAACGUCAUGUUGACGCGUGGAGUGGUCAAGAUGCUGGCUGCCGUGCGGCGCCAUCGCAUCCAGACCGACAAGGCCACCAGCCCCCUUCUCGUGCAUUGCUCAGCCGGCGUCGGCCGUACCGGGUGCUUUGUUCUCAUUGAUCAAUGCUUCCGCCUUUUGGAACACAAUCAACGCCUGGAUCUGGCGGCCUUGAUCAAGGAAAACCGUCGCUAUCGCAUGGCCUUUGUCCAAACUCCCGAACAGUUUGAGUUUGCUUGGCGCACCGUCGCUGGUUACAUCAACUUUCGCCUGAAAACUAUGGCCCAGGCCCAAGCUACACCCUCUUCCACGAGCUCCAGUCAAGCCCCCGUGCCCGCCGCCAGAGCAAGCCCUGCACCGGUACCGGCGGCCGAGCCCUCCCCUCCAACCAGUCCCCGCGAGCCCAAGGAAGGGGACGUGCUCAUUACGACCGAGGCCUACAGCAAUCCGGACGGACACGACGACACACUCUCCUUUCAGGCGGGCAUGCGCUGUAUCCUCAUGGAAAAGUCAGAACACUGGUGGCGCGUUUCCAUGCGCAAUCAGGACGGCUGGGUGCUACCUAGCCUUUUGCGUCCUGUCGGCACCACGCCAGUGCCAUCGUCAGGGUCUACUGCGGCGCCAGCAUCUGCCAAGCCCACUACCAAGACCCCAAGCGCGCAGACAAACACCCAAGAAGCGGCGCCAGACCUCUUUGCCACUAAAUCCACCCCAGCAGCCGAGGAACCCCCGACCAAACAAGCUGCUUUGGGCGGCCAUGAUAGCCAAAGCGGAUCAAGGGCGCUGUCUGCAGCUACAUCUGCUUCCUCGCUGCGUUCGACCACGUCACCUUUUGAUAAUCCCUUCGGCAAAGAGCCACGUGCUGCCGGAACGGCCUCGCCCACUCCCAUGCAGAAUCCGUUCUCGGCCAAAGCAGGCAACUUUAGACGCCCCACUCGCUCGUCCAGUUCCUCCACCACUGGUGGAGUCAUCACCAAGAACCCUUUUUUGGCCUCCAUGAAAGUCAAGCCCGGCCAAAAGCUGCAGGCGCGACCAGAGCUCAGCUCGUCGGCCAAGUCCAGCGUGGCGACUGAUGCCACGACUGCCAGCAGCAUGGAUACCGCGCCACCCCGGGACGAUGCCGAUGAGGACGAGGUUUUUGAUGACCCUGAUCCUGCUCCUGUGGCAAGUCCAGUCAAGCAGCAAGGGGUGCUCGAGCAAGAGCGACCUCUAACAUUUGAAGAGAUUAUGGAUCGAGCCACCCGGAUGGACGAGAACGGCGACGAGCUCCCUCCGUCGGACGACGAGCCCGAAACUGAGGUUAAAAAGCCUGAUGGCGUUGCAGCUGCGGUGGCUCGGGAUCAGCCGGUUGUGCCGACUCAGCGCGCCCCGGCUGCCGAGACCACAAUGCCUGUCUCCAGUGUUGAAAAGGCACCGCGGCCAAAGGAGGCCUACCAGUCUGAUUUGCCGGCUUGGACGUAUGUGGAUGAGCACGGUGAGCUGCGUCGACUGGCAGAUCUGGCGCCGGCUUAUAAGCAUGAAUUUUCUUUGGACCAAGCCCGGCUGCGUCAUUUCAGUGAGAUUGAGGGCCCGGCCAUCGUGUCGCACAACCAAGAGUGGAUUGAGCUUGCGACGGGUCUACCCGCGCGUGCCCUCGUCUCCGAAGCCUGA